Lampris incognitus (smalleye Pacific opah) is the source of this 1266-nucleotide messenger RNA. RefSeq names its product 4-hydroxyphenylpyruvate dioxygenase b (gene hpdb). The record is from RefSeq and is a predicted model, not a curated record. Gene Ontology annotation, biological process: L-tyrosine catabolic process. Gene Ontology annotation, molecular function: 4-hydroxyphenylpyruvate dioxygenase activity. The transcript is spliced from 14 exons. The coding region runs from base 1 to 1266 and encodes 421 amino acids. Gene Ontology annotation, cellular component: Golgi membrane; endoplasmic reticulum membrane. Lineage: Eukaryota; Metazoa; Chordata; Actinopteri; Lampriformes; Lampridae.
AUGGCGCUGCCGUGCCGAAGCACUCAGAGGGAUCAUUUUGAGGCAAUUGUGGACACUUUGAAUGACAUUUCGGAGAAUGACGUGCGCACAACAUACACUGACAAGGGGGAAAAGCAUGAGCAGGGCAGGUUCAUCUGCUUUGAUCACGUCACCUUCUGGGUUGGAAACGCUAAACAGGCUGCAUCAUACUACUGUAACAAGCUGGGGUUCGAGCCUUUAGCGUAUCAAGGCUUGGAGACAGGUAGUCGAGACGUCGUGUCUCAUGCGGUCAAACAAGGGAAGAUAAUUUAUGUUUUCUCAUCUGCCCUGAAUCCUGGAAACAAAGAAAUGGGGGAACAUUUGAUCAAACAUGGAGAUGGGGUGAAGGACAUUGCGUUUACAGUGGAGGACUGUGAUUUCCUAGUGCAGAAAGCCCUUGAGAGAGGUGCUGUUAUUAUAAAGGAGCCAUACACGAUGGAGGACAAAUAUGGUCGCCUCAAACUGGCUGUUCUUCAAACGUAUGGGGACACCACGCAUACAUUUGUAGAGAGGACAGAAUACAACGGGCUGUUUCUCCCAGGUUUCCAUCCUCCCCUCUACCGGGACCCUUUCUUGGCCAAGCUGCCAAGUGGAAAACUAAACUUUAUUGACCAUAUUGUGGGGAACCAAUCAGAUGAUGAGAUGGUUCCUGUGGUCGAAUGGUACCAGAGGAACCUUCUUUUCCAUCGCUUCUGGUCGGUGGAUGACAAGCAGAUGCAGACUGAGUUCAGUGCCCUGCGCUCCAUUGUAGUGGCAAACUAUGAGGAGACGGUGAAAAUGCCCAUCAAUGAGCCGGCCAUUGGGAAACGCAAGUCUCAGAUCAAGGAAUAUGUGGAGUACUACGGCGGUCCAGGCGUCCAGCACAUUGCCAUGAACACAUCCGAUAUCAUCACUGCAAUCCGGAACCUAAAAGAGCGCGGGAUGGAGUUCAUGUGCGUGCCAGACACCUACUAUGAGCAGCUGAGAGAGAAGCUGAAACACUCAAAGGUCAACAUAACGGAGGACCUGGAUGUCCUGCAGGAGCUGAAGAUUUUGGUUGACUUUGAUGACAAUGGCUAUUUACUCCAGAUCUUCACCAAGCCGGUUCAGGAUCGCCCCACGGUGUUCUUGGAAAUCAUUCAGAGACACAACCACCAGGGCUUCGGUGCAGGAAACUUCAAGUCCCUUUUUGAAGCCAUCGAAGUUGACCAGAAGGCCCGGGGGAAUUUGACUAUCCUGACACCAAACGGAGAGUCAAAGAUCUUGUAA